AUGGCAGGACAAGCCACGAAGAAGUCAAACAAGUCAGCUAAGGCCAAAGGCGCCGGUUCGGUGAUCACCGACCCUCGUUUUGCUAGCAUUCAAACGGAUCCUCGCUACCGUCUUCCAAGCAAGCGCCAGACUCACGUUAAACUCGACAAGCGCUUUGCACAUGUUCUUGACGACAAGGACUUUUCUCGCAAUGCUGCUGUUGAUCGAUAUGGGCGCAAACUGGCUCGCGACGACACAAAGCAGCAGUUGAAGAAGUUCUACCGCCUUGACGAAGACGAGGAUGAGGAUGAGGACCAGAGCAACAUCAGUGCGGAUGACGAUGAAGAAGUGCAGAAGGAACUGAAACGUGUUGAGGAACGUCCAUAUGAUCCCGCUCGCGACGGUGGAUUUUCUUCCUCAUCUUCUGAAGAAGAUAGUUCAAGUGAGGAAGAAGAGGAAGAGGAAGAAUUGGAGGAUGAAGACGAGGAAGUCGAAUUUCCUGACAGGCAGCAGUCCAAUAUACCGCUCGGAGAGGUCACAAAGCGGAUAGCGGUCGUGAACCUGGACUGGGAUAAUAUUCGUUCUGAAGACUUGAUGGCUGUUUUCUCGAGUUUCUUGCCCACCGGAAAUCGUGUCGAGAAUGUAUCAAUUUACCCUAGCGAAUUCGGAAAAGAGCGCAUGGAGAAAGAAGAGAUCGAAGGGCCGCCUAAAGAGAUUUUCGCAUCCAAAACAGAAGAAGAAGCGAGUGAAGAAGAGGAGGAAUUCGAUUCCGAUGAAGAAGAGGAAGAGAUCAAAAAAUCCAUGCUCAAGGCCGACGAAGGAGAAGAGUUCAACUCUACGCAAUUGCGGCAAUACCAGCUCGAACGCCUACGCUACUUCUACGCGAUUCUCACCUUCUCUUCUAAAGACUCUGCCAAACACGUCUACGAUCUUGUGGAUGGGGCGGAGUACUUGUCCAGCGCGAAUUUUUUCGAUCUUCGUUUCGUUCCCGAUGAUACUGAUUUCUCCGACGACAAGCCUCGUGACGAGUGUUCUCGUAUUCCCGACGGAUACAAGCCCAGUGAAUUCGUCACGGACGCCCUUCAGCACAGCAAAGUCAAAUUGACUUGGGAUGCUGAUGACAAGUCUCGCAAGGAAGCCCAGGCUCGCGCGUUCCGAGGCUCUCGGAAAGAUAUUGAUGAGAAUGACCUCAAGGCUUAUCUCGGAAGUGACAGCUCCGAAAGCGAGGAUGAUGAAGACGGAGGCGUUGAGGUUGUUGAUAGUACCGCCGGCGAAGGCGCAAGCACCAAGAUGUCGAAGAGAGACGCCGAAAGACAGCGUAUGCGAGCAUUACUGGGCCUAAGCACGGAGCCGACUCGCUCUUCCAAGUCGGAAGGUCCAGUUGGCGAGAUGGAAGUUACUUUCACAUCAGGUCUUGCUGGGGGCCACGGAAAGGAUACUAUCUUCGAGAACGAGCCCGAAAUCGAGGAGAGCACUAUGGAGAGAUAUGUGCGAAAGGAGCGCGAACGCAAGAAACGGCGAAAGGAGAGACAGAAGGCGGCCAAGGCUGCAGAACUGGGUGAAACACUAGCCGAAGAAACCAACAACGCAGAAGAUGUUACAGCCGAGGCGGCACAAGAAGCAGAUGAAGAUUUGGGCUUCAACGACCCAUUCUUCGACGACCCAGGUAGCAAGGCUACCUCUGCGUCCCGCCGCAAGGAGGAGAAGCGCAAGAAGCGCGAGGAGCGUGCUACCCAGGAAGCUGCCUCCGCAGCUCAACGAGCCGAGCUUGAACUCUUGAUGAUGGAUGACGAGAAAGCCGCAAUCAAGCACUUUGACAUGAACGAAAUCGAAAAGGCAGAAAAGCAGGCCCGACGAAAGAAGGGCAAGGGCAAGGGCAAGGGUAAAUCUAAGGAAGUCCCCGUCACAGAUGACUUCAACGUGGAUGUUAGCGAUCCUCGUUUUGCUCGCCUGUUUGAGAGCCACGAGUUUGCCAUCGAUCCCACCAAUCCCCGCUUCAAGUCAACUUCCGGCAUGAAGGCCCUGCUCGAUGAGGGUCGUAAACGUCGGCGCACUCGAGAUGACGGUGAGCCCGAGACGGUACCGGACAGUUGGGACCGCUCGAAGAAGCAGAAGAAGGCCUCCAAGGACCCUGGAUCGGAGGAUUUGAAGCGAUUGGUCGAUAAGGUGAAACGACAAUCGAAAGCAUGA
Penicillium macrosclerotiorum is the source of this 2169-nucleotide messenger RNA. RefSeq names its product pre-rRNA-processing protein ESF1. Gene Ontology annotation, molecular function: RNA binding. Gene Ontology annotation, cellular component: nucleus. The transcript has 2 exons. The record is from RefSeq and is a predicted model, not a curated record. Gene Ontology annotation, biological process: rRNA processing. Lineage: Eukaryota; Fungi; Ascomycota; Eurotiomycetes; Eurotiales; Aspergillaceae. Bases 1 to 2169 code for a protein of 722 amino acids.